Planococcus citri (citrus mealybug) is the source of this 2781-nucleotide messenger RNA. RefSeq lists its product as uncharacterized. NCBI's taxonomy places the organism in Eukaryota, Metazoa, Arthropoda, Insecta, Hemiptera, Pseudococcidae. The record is from RefSeq and is a predicted model, not a curated record. The transcript is spliced from 6 exons. Bases 233 to 1981 code for a protein of 582 amino acids.
UUUCAUUGUUGUUAUUGUUGUGGUGUUUAUCUUUUUUUUUGGUAGAUCCUCGAAGUGUUUUUUGUUUUUAAAAGUGUAGAAAAUGGGUACAAAGUUGAUGGCUACAAAUCAUUUUAUGUAGUUUUUUCCAAUGAUUAUUCACCAGUUGUUCGUAGGCUGUACUUCAUUUGCAAUUUUGAGAUUUACUUGAAGUUUCUUUGUAUCUGUAAAUUGUUCGCCUUCGGAGUAUGUAAUGGCCACUGAAACGCUUGGAAGUUCUUCCGAUGAAGAAAUAUCAUUCAGCGAAUGGCAAUUUGUUGUUAAAAGUAAUGGAGAAUGCAGCGAUGACGAAAGUAUUGAAAUAAUUGAACGUGAAAUAUUACGCAGUGUGACGUCUUCAUCUUGUAGUGAUGGAAAUGACGACGAACCUGAUAUUGUUGACUGGGAAGUUCCUGUUGAGGACGCAGGAAUAUACCCUGACGGCGAGGAGUCCAUCAAUAAUCCACCAUCAGAAAUAGAAACUUGUCAAAUUGAUACUGAUCAAAUUCUGGAGAACACUUCUUAUAUAUCAGAAGAAAGUCACGCGACAGCGACUCCAAUGAAUAAUUUUUCUCGUAAAGUACUGUAUUCGUGUGUGAUAGCUGCCAUGAUCAGUAUAAUUAUUCACCAAUAUCGUGGAAACCUACUCGAUAUACUAUUAAAUCGUUUAUAUGACACCAAAUCCAAAGUUGGUGAUCCUUCUUCACAAGACGCUACGAUUUUUAUACGUGCUGAACUGAAAAAACAUCCCGAAGAUCAACUUCAUUCUAAUGAUCCUGUCGAUCCAGCUGUGCAAGAUUUGAUAGAUAAACGAGAGCAAUUCAAGAAACUCAGUGAGAAAUACGAAAUGAUUAUUAAAAAUACGUUUUCAGCCGGAAGCAAUAAUUAUUAUAUAGAUGUUUCGGUUUUGCAAGAUAUAUUCCAUGGUUUCCCUCACAUUGUCAAUUUUCCACACCCUGCUCCAUGUAAUCCAGAUUUUUAUAGCAUAGAACCGCCUGUGCUAUGUACUGAUUCUACAGGAAAAGCCGUGUUGUUCAUGAAUGAAGCACAUUACAAUGAGUUAUUGCGAGUGAUAUUGGAUGCAAUGCAAUUUCACGAAGAAAAAGUGCACAAGUCAUUAAAUAAUUUUAUGAAAACUUAUUCAAAGUUGGGGCAUUUAGAAUUUUCUGCAUUCAAGCCGGUGAAAUUCGGACUUCAUACCGAAAAUUCAAAUGGUGAAACUUCAAAAACUGAAACACAUCGUGAUAAUAUUCAAGUGAAUGAAUUAAUUAAUGACAUCACUGCAAAGGUUGAUCCGAUAUCAGAUUCAUCCAAAUCUCACUCAUCGAACGACGCCGAAUCAAGAGUUCAAGAAGUAAUAGAGGAUGUUCGAAUGUUGUACAAGAAAAUUAAAAAUCAGUUUGAAGACUUUCAUCAACUUUGGGCGAAAUGUAAUAAAAACAAUCAAGAUUCAUGUGUAUUGAAGAGCGAAGUAGUAUCGGAGCAAAACGAUACAUUUUCUAACGAAGAAGUAAAGUUGAAUGCCACGCAUGACGAAGUAACUAAAUCUCCUUCCGUUUCAGAAUUUAUUUACAAGAUUGCACCUAUUACUGAUAGAUGGUCGUUGAAAAUGGAUUCUAAAGUGUCCGCGGACACAGAUUCGCAAUAUAACGAGAAAUCAAACGGCGAAUGGGUUUUGAAAAUGGGAAAAGCGAGAGAGAAGCUACGCAAGCGACACAAGGAAAAAAAUUUCAAUAGAAAAACGCACAAAUCAAGCAAGAAAGAAGAGCACGAAUUGUAUAAACGUUAUCGAGCAUUCUUCAGUCAAACUCGAGAAAAAUUUAAAAAUAAUUAUAAAAAAUUCUCAUCGCAUUUUAAAUCUAAACUUGAAAAAUUUGGAGAUGGAAUGAAACGCAGUUAUGAAAAAAUAUCAUCGGAUUGGAAGCAUUACGCUAAGAGUGUUUUUCAAACGUUUCAUUUUUAAAUUUUUCCUAAAAUUGUUUGAUUUUAAAUGAUAUACCUAUUACUACCACUUAUAUGUGCAUGAUGAUCUAUUUUUAAUGUCCCUUUUUCCUAGUACUAUUGUUAAUGAAUUUUUAUGAUCUUGUCGUUGUGGUAUUUUUACACAAACUUGGAGUUUUUUUUUAAAUGGUGCGUAUUUUACAGUAUUUAUGUUUCUGCGUUUUGUAGAUAUUCUCAUUUUUAAUCAGUACCUCUACCUAUUAUUCUACCGAAUGUAUGUACUAUGUACCUGUCAAUUUUUUGCAAUUUUGGAGUGUAGGUAUUCCUUUUUAUUCCGACGACUACUAUUUCAACGUACGUAGAAUGUUCGUUUUUUCCAUGUUGGUAUAGAAAGAUAAUAUUCUUUCUACCCGCUUAUUCUGUGUAAUAAUCACCAACUCACAUUUUAUAAUGCUGCAAAUUGUUUUGCUGUAUCAAUGAAACCUUUGCUCCUGUUUUGUUUUACCUUAUUAGUGUUUUACCUAUCAAACUGUAUUUCGACAAUUUUGAGUGAAUAAUAAUAAUGUACGUUUUAUUUCAAUGGCUGCUGUUUUUCUAAUUCUGCGAGGUUUUUUAUUCAACAAAACAUACUCCUACGUGAAAAUAAUUUUGAUUAUGUACUUGUAGGUACUGAUCUGAAUUGGUGCAUUUAUGUUAUUGUGAAAGCCUACGUAAUGUCAAUUUGUUGGAUUAUGACUGGCCAUUUCACGCUUAAAAUUAAGAUUUACGUUACUUGUUGUUGAACAAUAUGCAUGUGUAAUAAAUUUCUAUCACAACUCAUAA